Messenger RNA from Somion occarium, 3805 nucleotides. NCBI's taxonomy places the organism in Eukaryota, Fungi, Basidiomycota, Agaricomycetes, Polyporales, Cerrenaceae. The record is from the annotation of a GenBank genome assembly.
AUCCGUCAUCUCAACAUCCUCAACGUCCUCAUUUUCACCUCUCCGUUUCUUCGUAUAUUAAUGUUGAAGCAUCCACUUGGUUCUCUAGUAAGGCCAUCCACCGACGUGAGACUUUCACGUUCUUUAUGUAACAAUGCCGUCAUUGUGCUGUGUACUCUGAAGUGUUUCUCUACUUUCCUCUCCACCGAGCUCUGAAGGAGGCUAGAAAGGCAUUUCCAAUCCUCCGCCAGCAAUCGGCGCCAUUAAAACCAACAUGAAACGUGAUUUUGGACAGACCCGUUGUUGGAAGUAACAUACUUGCAAAUUGAUCGGACUUGGACUUCUUCUAGAGCUCAAUCCUCGCAGUUCAGCUUAACCAAUAUCGUCGAAGACCACCAAACACCCCUCCGCUAUUGCCGGCGGUGCCGGGGCAAUAACCUUUUGUAACUUUUUCCAUCCAAGUGACAGAUUGGUGAUCGAGAGGCAAUGUCUAUCCCAUUUGAUGAAGAUGAACAGACCAAAUUAGCUUGGGAGAGUGGACCGUUGAGAGGAGAAAAAUCAUCAUCCUAUCAUUACCCCAGAAUACGUGUCCAUCAAGGGUUCACUCCAACCCUCUCCACCACUCUGUCUCCUAGGUUGACUUGUCCCUUGCUGUUUCUAGGUCUACUUGGCAGGAUGCGGGUUCAUCUAUGGUCUUCGCUCUUUGUUCUGUUAUUUGUUUCUCUGUCCUACUCGCAAGAUUCUAGUACGGUACCUGUUCGAAUACCUCUCGCCAUCCGUUCGCCUUAUUACAAUGCCUGGGUCGACAGUACAGCUUCGGGUCACACAUGGCCAUUCUUCUGGGCUGGCGGCACUCUGGGCUGGCAGGGCUUGAUUAGGGUCGACAAACAGGUUUAUCAAUGGCUCGGAUUCUCAGGCCUGAACCCGCCAGUGGCAAAUCUCACCAAUACACAGCUGACACCAACUCAAACUGUGAUUUCUAUGCAAGCUGGACCUAUGGAUAUCAAUGCCACUUUCCUCUCGCCAAUUGAGACUGCAGAUGCUCUCAAACAGUCAAUACCGCUCUCGUAUCUUUCGCUUGAAGCGAAGUCCAGGGACGGAGUGCCGCAUAGUGUGCAAGUAUAUUGCGAUAUCAGUGGAGAGUUUGUUACUCCAGACACAAAUGCUAUAUUGACGUGGUCCUCCAGCACAACUGGCAGCUCGUCGUUCCACCAAAUCCAGUUGCAAAUUAAUCAAUCACUGGUGGACACUAACAAUCGCGCUCAUGAUCUGACAAUGGUUAUCGCCACACAAUCUAACCCCGAAGUGUCCAGUAGAAUCGCCAACGAUACGGAGUGUCGCGGGCAAUUCUCUGAUGAUGGGAUUUUGGGCGGAACUCCUCCGACGACGUCGGCGAAGAUGGGCAACCCAUAUCCGGUCUUUUCAAUAUCAAGGGAUUUGGGAAACAUCACGCAGACAUCGUCACCGAUGGUGUGGGCAAUCGGUGGUUUUCGAGACCCUGCAAUCUCAUUUACGACGUCGACUGGCAAAGUACAGCAGCGCAGCCCACUUUUUGCCUCGUCGUAUUCUGAUAUAUCAUCGGUUGUCGACGCCUUCGUUGUGGACUUCGCGGAUGCAAAAGCACGUGCAGACAAGCUCGAUAUCCAGAUACUGGAUGCCGCAUCGGAUAUUUCCCCCACAUAUUCGAGUAUAAUCUCUUUCGCGACAAGGCAAGCCAUAGGCGGAACGGAAUUAACCAUAGGCAUGGGAUCAGAUAACAAAUGGAACAUGUCAGACGUGAAGAUGUUCAUGAAGGAUAUGGGUAUGAGCGGACGAGUCAACCCUGUGGAAAAUGUUUAUGCUGCUUUCCCAUUCUUCCUUUACAUCAAUUCUACCUAUGCUGGAUACCUUCUCGCUCCACUUCUAGAAUACCAGGACUCUCCUCAGUACAGUCAGCCUUAUGCUGCCCGAGACAUCGGGCAAAAUUAUCCUAUAGCGACAGGAAGCAAUAUACCUCAUUCUCAAGGCUAUGAACAAUCUAGCAACAUGCUGAUCAUGGCGUUGGCCCAUGCGCGUGCAUCCGGUGAUGGUUCUCUUAUCAGUCAGCAUUACGGCCUGUUGAAGGACUGGGCAGAUUAUCUCACCAGUUUCAACGUCACACCUCCUGACGCUACGACAGUGGACCAGGAAAGGCAAAGCAAUACGACCAAUCUCGCAAUCAAAGGCAUCAUCGGGAUCAAGGCGAUGUCAGAGAUCAGCAAAGCCCUCAAUCAAGUCGAGGACGCCGAUCGUUAUGCAAACUUCGCCUCGGCUUUUGCGAACACUUGGCUGUCAGUCGCUUCCUCCUCGGAUGGCCAGCACCUGCUUGCCAGCUAUGGCAACUCAGCUUCAUGGGCGCAAAUCUAUAAUUCAUACCCCGAUCGGCUGUUGCAAACGGGAGUUGUGGACAACCAAACGUAUGAAGCACAAACGAAGUAUUACCAAAGUUUGUUGUCAGGGACAUCCUCUCAAUUUGGUCUCCCACUUGACUCGAGUACUGAUAUCACAAACACCGCAUGGACUUUCUUCACUGCUGCGACAACCACGGACUCAACAGUUCGCGACAGUUUGAUCAACCCUGUUUGGACACAUGCGACCAAAGACACACGGCCUCUCGUACUCCAAUACAAAGUGGACACAUCUGACCCGUUACCAACGAAUGGUGCUUCCAAUCCGGCCCUAGGUGCUGUUUUUGCCCCCUUGGCCCUCAGCAUUCCAAGUCAGAGCAUCGUAGUUCCCCCGUCGUCAGGUGCUUCUGAUUCUACUUCACCGACCACCCAUUCUAGCAUUGUUGGCCCUGUUGUUGGAGGUGUUGUGGGCGGAGUUGUCCUCAUCGCCUUCAUCGUUGUUGGCGCUCUGUUCUGGCGAAGAAGGCGACGACAGCAAUACGCCAUGUACUCGGAUAAAGUUUACCUGCAUUCCCAACCAAUCGACGAACCCCCUGUCAUCAUUCCUUACACAGACCUUACCUUGUCAUCGACACAAUUGCCAUCCUCGGAUAAUGGGGAAACUCAAGAUUCGCCUCUAGGAACCAUGGCUAGACCGUCUAAGGCGCAGGAGGCGGGGUUAACAAGCGCCGCUUAUAAACCUUCGCCUCCAGCCAGUUCUUCAUAUAGCGCUGCUCCCUCCUCCAGUAGGGAGCCUCCCACAGAAGUUACAUCUCCUACUACGAACGUUUCUAACUCGGAUGUAUUGGGUUUGCGCGUAGAGGUGGAAAAUCUCCGAAGAGUCAUGCAAGAAAUUCAAGCGGAUAGGAUAGAGGCCCCGCCAAGCUAUGCUGACUGAGUACUUGUCUUUUUCUUUCCCUCCGAGCUUAUUUGUUUGUGUUUUUCGGUUUGGAAUAUUUGAAUCCUGUAGUAUCAUACGCAUCCCUACUUGUAACGACUCGGACUCUGUUUUCCCCCUCAUUUUGACAUGUGUUAUUUACCGAUACAUUAAUCGUGGUCAGAUAUACAGGGCUUUUGCCUUUGAAUGUUUCAACAGCGUUUCAGCUCAAGCAAAUGUUGCACAACGUUCUUUCGGAAUUCAACGGAACUUCCUACAUGUCCCCUCGCAUCUAUGGUGGCAUGCCCAUCAAUACGUACAGUGGCAUGUAUGGAAAUGCCCCACCAAGUCUACAGAUGGACGUUUCAAAGGGUAAAGGCAAAGCUCGGGAGACCGGCUCUGAGGCGGCCUUUGCUCAAGUGACACAGUGGCUCUGUGACAGACCUUUCUGAAGCGAUGCAGAGCGCGUCCAUGCAGUAUUUAGAUUCAGCUAGCGCACCCUUCGGGUCCGAUUUCAAGAAGUCUACAUUUUAUUUCAUGGUUC